AUGGGCACAUGGACAGCCAACCUCUUCCAAAAUAUUCUGGAAUCGCGGCGGCAGAAGUAUGGGGAUGGGAAUGCAAAAACCCUUACGAGCAUGACCCACAUGGGUGGCAUCCUCGAGAAGCGAGGCCAGCUCAAUGAUGCUCUUGACCAUUAUGGUGAGGCGAUGCAUUAUCGUCGGGAGGUGUUGGGUGACAAGCACCCGAAGACUUUGCAAAGCAUUGGCAAGAUGGCUGCCAUGUGCAAACAGCAUGGGCAGCACUAUGAGGCGCAGAUCCUGGCACAAGAGGCUCUGUUCGGCUCCCGCAAGAUGUUCGGCGAGCAGGCGCCGGACACCCUGGAUGCGCUUAACAACCUCGGGGCUGUGUGGAAGGCACAAGGUGAGUUCAAAGAAGCCGAGAAAUGCUUCAGAGAUGCAUACAAGCGGCGUCAGGAGACCCUGGGGCCAAAGCAUCCGGACACCUUGACAAGCCUGAACAACUUGGCAUGCACGGUGGAUGAGCUGGGCCAUGCCAAGGAAGCUGGAAGGCUGUACCAGCAGUGUUUGGAAACUCGAAAGACCGUCCUUGGGCUAUCUCACCCCGACACGCUGACGAGCAUGAGCAACCUUGCCCUCUUCCUGCGUGCAAACGGGCAGAAGCUCGAGGCGGAGGCGCUUUUGGCGAAGGUGUUGGAUGGCCGUCGCAAGAUGUUUGGUGUCAAGCACCCCGACACCAUCGUCAGCAUGAACAACUGCGCGGCCAUCGCCUGCGAUGAUGUUCAGGAUUUUCGAGAUUGCAACGAUGCGCUCGAACUGAAGAGGUCCUUCGAGAAAGCCGACUCUCUGCUCAGAGAGGCAGUGGCUGCUUCUCGGAAGAAUCUGGGGAAGCGGCACCCGCUCGCGCUGAAGAGCAUGAACAAUCUCGCCGGCCUCCUACGUCACUUCGGUAAGCUCGAUGAAGCCGACAUGCUCUACGAGAAAGUGGUGGACGGCAUGCGCUCAUCUCAAGGCUUCGCUCACCUGGACACAUUGACCGCCAUCAACAACCACGCAGGGGUGCUGAGACAAAAGGGUGAGGCAGCUAAGGCUGAAGGGCUCUACAAGGAGGCGGCUGAAGGAAUCGUGAAGAGGCUUGGGGACACACACCCAGUGAGCCUUUCCACUCUGUACAACUGGGCCUUGACGUUGGACGAGCUAGGCGACUUCGAAAGCGCCAUCCCGCUGUAUCUGCACCACUUGGAUCACGGGCUGUACUCUCCGGAGCAUCGAGUUGCCACUGCCCGCGAGCUCAGUGAGCGGAUGCGAAAGGCUGGAAAGCUGGACCAGGCUCGUGAUCUCCGACGCCGCAUGAAUAUCCGGUAG
Molecule: messenger RNA, 1338 nt
Organism: Symbiodinium natans
Lineage: Eukaryota; Dinophyceae; Suessiales; Symbiodiniaceae
Source: the annotation of a GenBank genome assembly